Arabidopsis thaliana (thale cress) is the source of this 504-nucleotide messenger RNA. RefSeq lists its product as uncharacterized. Bases 1 to 504 code for a protein of 167 amino acids. The record is from RefSeq and is marked reviewed. Lineage: Eukaryota; Viridiplantae; Streptophyta; Magnoliopsida; Brassicales; Brassicaceae. The transcript is spliced from 4 exons.
AUGACGGGUCAAGGAAAAAAUCGAGAGGAGGUGUAUUCUAGAGUACAUGAGUUUGGAACAAGCCAACUUGAUGUUGGUACUACUGCACCAGUAACAAAGUUGCAAGAACCUAAUGAUCAUCAUCAUGAUGAAGACCAAACUUUUGAUCAGUGGUUCGAGACUGAUGAUUUUGCUAAUAUAAGAGAUUCAUUCCUUUGUUUAAGCGAUCUGGUUGAUGCACCAGAGGUGCAGAAACCUAAUGAUGAAGAUCAAAGUUGUGAUCAGUGGAUUAAUGGGUCUAAUGAUUUAGCUUCUAUAGAAGAAACAGUUUCUUCUUUGAUCAAUCCAUCACCGUUUGCUGAAACACCACAAUCAGAACCUCCUGGUCUACGAUACGAUACCGGUUGUGCUGACUCGAAUCUUGAACAAUUCGCUAGAGAUUUAGAAGAUCAACAACAGAGGAUGCAACAAAAAUUCCAGAGAGGACAACAACCUCAACAUUUAAUAAAUCAAAAGUGUACUUAA